Molecule: messenger RNA, 1322 nt
Organism: Impatiens glandulifera
Lineage: Eukaryota; Viridiplantae; Streptophyta; Magnoliopsida; Ericales; Balsaminaceae
Exons: 3
Coding region: 367-1119 (250 amino acids)
Source: RefSeq, a predicted model, not a curated record
AACAUAUUCUCCAGCAAGAUAACCCUUGCGGCAAGAUCCAAUCAUUGUUCCCUGAAAUUGGAUACCUCCGCCGACGAGUCUCCUAUCCAAUCUCUUCAUGUUCUUGUUUUAGUGGAUUCAUUCAUUCCAUCUUGGAUUUAGUUUCAGAUUCAGGAGGAGGAGAAGAAACUGAAAAUAUUUUUUUUCUGUAGGAAUCUAAAAGAUUGCAGGGUGUGGUAUAUCCUGAAGACACCUUUGGAUGCUUGAUCUAUGUUCAAAGGCUGAUGGUAGAUUAAUAUUCAACUUCUUUGGUCUUUCCAAUUGAAUCACCAUUAUAAUAGAGGUUAAAAUUUAACCAGUGAUGAAGCACCACUUGUCUUCAAGAAGAUGCACGAGUUCUCAACAUCAGAUGGUUUCGUGGAGAUAAACGAAAGCGUCGCCGACAUGAUAAAAUACGUGGCAAACGAGCCCUCAGUGGGCCUUUUCUUUGUUCAGCAGCACGCCCAGAAUGCAAUACCAAACCUCGUCAACCUCAAGGAAAGCAUUAGUGGCAAAUCACACAUGAUAAAUCUGCACACAGAAGAUCUAGAAGAUUCCAUCACAAUGAUGAGGUCUAUGAAAGACUGUGGCUUGCCAAUCGCCAACGAAAUGAUAGGGGAAAUAAAGAAAUCUCUAGCGAUAAUCUCCAGCAAGCAACCGAAAAAGGGUUUUGUCCGGUCUGAUUUGGGUCGAAGUAGUUCUUGGAGUCCUGCUUCUGCUUGGCGAACUGCUGGUUAUUUUCCAAAGGAAGAUGAAAGAAGUGGAGGAUAUUUGUCGUCGGUAUUUAAGUUGGCUAAAGAAAGAACAACCAACAGCUUUGGGUGGUCUCAACUUGACUCUGUAGAUCCCAAGAUUAUAACAUUGCCAAUGGCGUCUGCAAGCACAUCCAAAUUGCCAGAAGAAGAAAUGGAUGAAUUGCCACUGUCAAGUCAUAAUGUCAAGGAAGAACUGGAAAAAGAUGAAGAAGGAGAAGCGCCGGUUGAUGAAAAUUCGUCAAAUAGUGAAGCGGUUAUGUUAUCAGACAGUUAUGAUGAAUUCAAGGCAGAUAAGGAAGCCAAACUAAAGGAGUGGUUAAACGAGACUGAUGCAGCCUUCCCUUAACCUAGUCGUUCCGAUCCUGGUUAGUUUCUUAUAUUAUGUUGUUGUAUUGCUAUUGUGUUUAUCUUAGUAGUUUGUGUGUCUUAUGGAUUCUUGAUUGCCAUUUCUCAUACUUGUAUAAUUUUGAAUUAUAGGUGUUGCUUCUAUUUAGUUAAUAACUAUAUUACAAGUUUAACUCUUUUUAUAAUAAUUUUUUAUAAAAUCUA